This is a messenger RNA of Phytophthora megakarya, 414 nucleotides long. The record is from the annotation of a GenBank genome assembly. NCBI's taxonomy places the organism in Eukaryota, Oomycota, Peronosporomycetes, Peronosporales, Peronosporaceae.
AUGCGUGCGAUCCUGAAGCGCCAUCGAAAUGGUUUCCUGGGAGACGGAAUUGCUGCACCAGCUCCCGCCAGAGGAGCGGUAUGUGAUCUCAAUAUGGGAGAUGCCCAACCUAUCACGCUGCGACCAAGGUCAAUUAGCCCGCACGUAGCAGUCAAGAUGUAUGAACACCUCAAGAAAUUGCUCGAGAACAAUUUGAUUGAACAUUCAGAAUCGCAAUGGGCAUCUCCAAACGUGAUCGUACUCAAGAAGAAUGGGGUAGCCAACGGGAUGUGUAUUGCCUAUCGACUUAUGAAUAACUUCAUCCAGCUGUCCAGUUACCCGCUACCUCUAAUCAACAACUUGUUAGUCGGUUUCGAAAAGACGCUCUGGUUCAUGAGCCUGGAGAUGGCUAGCGGUUUCUGGCAAUUAGGGUGA